Molecule: messenger RNA, 429 nt
Organism: Setaria italica (foxtail millet)
Lineage: Eukaryota; Viridiplantae; Streptophyta; Magnoliopsida; Poales; Poaceae
Product: inactive protein RESTRICTED TEV MOVEMENT 2
Exons: 3
Coding region: 1-429 (142 amino acids)
Biological process (GO): response to salt stress; protein folding; response to heat
Source: RefSeq, a predicted model, not a curated record
AUGGAUCGGAGCACCGGCGGUGCCCUCGACGACCGCACCUUCGAGGACUACGACCCCGCCGUCGAGUGGAGCCACGCCGCCGACGCCGACACCUUCACGGUCUCACUCCCAGGGUUCAAUAAGGAGGAGCUCCGGGUGCUGGUGGAUAAUCACGGCUACCUGCAGGUGCGCGGCCAGAGGCCGGCUGCAGUGGGAGGCAGCGACUGGAUCCGCUUCCAGAAGCGCUUGAAGCUCCCGGACAACUGCAACAUCGAUGGCAUCCGUUCCAAGUUCGCGAACGAGACCCUCACCGUCACGCUCCCGAAGAUGACUCAUCCCUCGCCUCCGGAUGGCUAUGCCCCUGAGCCAGCGCCGACGAUGCAGGAGGAGAACGAGGACGAGGACGACGACGGCUACGUGGUGUGGCGCAAGUUGAGUGAAAGGAAUUGA